Molecule: messenger RNA, 2782 nt
Organism: Corticium candelabrum
Lineage: Eukaryota; Metazoa; Porifera; Homoscleromorpha; Homosclerophorida; Plakinidae
Product: bifunctional heparan sulfate N-deacetylase/N-sulfotransferase 4-like
Exons: 7
Coding region: 100-2658 (852 amino acids)
Cellular component (GO): Golgi apparatus
Molecular function (GO): deacetylase activity; heparan sulfate N-sulfotransferase activity
Source: RefSeq, a predicted model, not a curated record
AGUGCGGGCGACAUAAACUUUUCCUUUCUCGUUCGAUGGCUCUUACGGCACGUUACACGUCGCGUCAUUCUCGUGCUCAUAUGCAUCGCUUCCAUCACGAUGCCGUUCCUGUUGUUGAGAAUGAAGAGUAAAACGAGCGUAGAGGCCACCCGACAAUACUCUGUCCUGCAUGAAGAGGUGAAGGACAACAUCAUUAACGCAUACAGAAACGACGAUUACGAAGAAAGAAGCCGCUACAUGAGCUACGAACAAGGAGACAUAACAGAACGAGAACAAGUCCUAUCAGUUACAGGGCAGGGUCGAGUACUGAUAGUCAGCAAACACGUGGAAACCGGAUCGAAACUUCUCCAACAGAUGUCUAAAAUUUUAGACAUGCAAAAAAUUAACUACAAAAUAAUUGAUAGCAACAACGAAAAGAUCGAGAGCUAUUGGACACACCAGUCAUUAUCUGAUGCAUCAUACAGUGUCAUUGUAUUCGAUUCUAUUACAGCAUACGUAGGGCUCGGACGUAGUAGACUUCACUCUCUUCAUUACUACUGCAAGACGUUGACUGUGGGGUUACUCAUCGUUCCGGGAUCAAUAGUUGGCAAGGUGCCAACUCUGGGGCUCAUGACACAAGCAUCUGUGACGACAUCUCGUCUGUGGAUUAACGAUAAAUCAUCGUUAUUGAGACUCGUUAAGGGAGGACAAGUCUUACAGAGUACUAUAGAGACCGUUCUGUUGGUCAAGAGACGUCGCUUCCAUUUUGAUUCUCUGGUGACGGCUCAGAUAUCUCCGAAGGUCUGGAAGCCCGUCGUCAUUGAUGACAAGGCUAAUCAAGUGGGAGUAAGGAGAGUCGUGUUUGGAUUUGUGGAGUUUUCUCUGUGGCUUGUCAAGCUGCUUUUUCUUGACAUGUUGAGGUCAUUGUCGACACGUCCAUUGGGUCAUAUGAGUUUGGAUAGAAAGAUUCUUGUUGAUAUUGAUGACAUAUUUGUAGCAAAAUCGGGAACCAAGUUUACUAGGCAAGAUGUUGAGGUGAUGGUUUCCUUCCAAAACAACAUGCAAAAGAAAGUUCCCGGUUUUCACUUCAACUUGGGCUUCAGUGGAUGGUACUACCUGAAGUCGACUCUCUCUUCAGAACAAGACGGAGAUCGUGCCAUUAUCGAGAAGGGCAGCAACUUCUGGUGGUUCGGCCACAUUUACAAUCACUCCCAACCGCAUCUACACAACACGACGAACGAGCUCGUCUUAUUGAUGAAGGCAAACAAACAAUUUGCGAAGAUGCACUCGAUUCCGGUCAUACAAAACUACAGCGUCUCUCCGCACCAUUCGGGCGUCUAUCCUGUACACGAGCCGUUGUACAACGCAUGGAGGUCAGUGUGGGGCGUACGCGUGACGUCGACGGAGGAGUACCCUCAUUUGAGGCCCGCGUACAACCGUAUGGGAUUUAUCUACAAGGGAAUCAGCGUGCUGCCGCGACAGACGUGUGGACUCUUUACGCACACAUACACGGUUCAUGAUUAUCCGGGCGGAUUUCAACGGCUCGUUGAGAGCGCCGAGGGAGGCGACGUGUUCUUCACAAUAUUGAACAGUCCGGUGGCGAUAUUCAUGACUCAUUUGUCGAAUUACGGGAACGACCGAUUGGCACUUCGGUGGCUCAACAUGACCGUCACAUUCAUACAGAAAUGGACGAAUCUGAGGUUAUCAACGUCUCGACCCUUAGAAUUGGCAAAGCAUUAUUUCAGUCUUUUUCCUGAGGAGGCAACGACGCCGUUUUGGCAAAAUCCGUGUCAAGACAAACGGCAUGUUGAUAUCUGGCCGACGGGCAGGACUUGUCGACUGCCGUCUGUUGUAGUUGUUGGUCCGCAGAAGACGGGGACAACGGCGCUGUAUCAGUUUCUGAAUCUUCAUCCCGAUCUGUUGUCGAAUAGAUUGCAUCCAAGGAGUUACGAAGAGCUGCAGUUCUUUAGGAAUCCUAACUAUGCGAAAGGCUUGGACUGGUAUAUGAGCUUUUUUCCUGAUGCUCCACAGAGGAAACAUAGCAAUUCUACAGCACUUUUAUUUGAGAAGUCAGCAAAUUACUUUGACUAUCCGUUGGCACCAAAGCGGAUGUCUUACCUCUUGCCGAGGGCCAAGAUUGUUGUUAUUCUAGUAGAUCCCAUCCAAAGAGCAUAUUCAUGGUAUCAGCAUCAGCGUGCUCAUCACGAAGCAGCGUCAAAUCGAUACUCAUUCUAUAACAUCAUAACUCUGAAUUCAAGCUGUCCAGACAAAUCAGCGUGUACUCUUAAAAGUCGGUGCCUCAUUCCUGGACAUUAUGCAGAACACUUGAAAUUGUGGCUGACGUACUACAAAUCAUCACAGAUUUAUUUAGUUGACGGUGAUGAGCUAGUGAAACAGCCAAUGUCUGCAAUGGACAAACUGCAAAAGUUUCUUCACGUGCACAGAGUUGAUUACGAGAAGCUUCUAAGAUAUGAUGAACGCAAGGGAUUCUUUUGUGAGGCUCGAGGUUCCAGUCAGACGAAAUGUCUUGGUAAAGGAAAGGGUCGUUCGUACAAGCCGUUGGAUGAUCAUUCAAGGCAAUUUCUCAAGCAAUACUACAGACAACACAACAUUGAGAUGAAGGCUAUCAUGCUAGAGCAUGGCUGGACACUUCCUGUUUGGCUACAGAAUAUAGAAUGAAAAUAGUAGAAUUUUUUGUUUUUUAGAAAAUUGAUUUAUACAUUUAUGUACUUCUUUAGAAUAUAAUGCCCUAAUGUUCAGUAUUACAGUGUAAUUAAUAGUUGAAUAUACGGGUCUGUCUAUA